Messenger RNA from Cooperia oncophora, 531 nucleotides. Lineage: Eukaryota; Metazoa; Nematoda; Chromadorea; Rhabditida; Trichostrongylidae. The record is from the annotation of a GenBank genome assembly.
AUGAGUUUUUUGCAUUGCGUCCAUAUGUUACGUUCGGACGCCGCAUCUGGAAUAUCAUCGGCCGAGGCAACGUUACGGAGGCAAUAUCACGGAUAUAAUGAGUUCGAAGUUACAGAACAGGAGCCGUUAUGGAAGAAAUACUCCGAACAGUUUCAAAAUCCCCUCAUCCUUCUGCUGCUUGCUAGUGCAAUAGUAUCGCUUUUGAUGCGGCAGUACGACGAUGCUAUCAGUAUUACGGUAGCUGUAGUGAUAGUAGUAACAGUAGGAUUUAUUCAGGAGUAUCGAUCCGAGAAAACCCUAGAGCAGCUGAAUAAACUCGUUCCACCUGCGUGCCAUGUAGUACGUGAUGGAAAGGAAUAUUCGUUGUUAGCACGUGAACUGGUACCAGGAGAUGUGGUAUUGUUGAACACGGGAGAUCGAGUGCCGGCUGAUGUUCGCCUUCUGGAGGCAUUUUCGCUUCAAAUUGAUGAGAGCUCAUUGACUGGUGAAACGGAGCCUAAACACAAGGUAAGCGAAACGUACAGUGAGUGA